This is a messenger RNA of Neltuma alba, 1521 nucleotides long. Its product is annotated as 11-oxo-beta-amyrin 30-oxidase-like. The record is from RefSeq and is a predicted model, not a curated record. The transcript has 5 exons. Gene Ontology annotation, molecular function: heme binding; iron ion binding; monooxygenase activity. Bases 1 to 1521 code for a protein of 506 amino acids. Lineage: Eukaryota; Viridiplantae; Streptophyta; Magnoliopsida; Fabales; Fabaceae.
AUGGUAGUGAUAAUGGUAGUGAGAUGGGUGUGGAAGAUGGUGAAGUGGCUGUGGCUAAACCCUAAGAGGUUAGAGAAGCUGCUCAGAGAUCAAGGCCUCCAAGCCAAUCCUUACAGAUUCUGGGUUGGCGACUUAGCCAAAAUGGUUAACAUGCAAGAACAAGCCAAAUCCAUGCCCCUACAUCCUCAUCCUCAUGAUCUUGUUCCUCGUAUCUCUCCCUUUGUUCACCACACAGUCACCAAAUAUGGGAAGAAUUCAUUUAUGUGGUAUGGACCGACACCAAGUUUGAUCCUUACGAAUCCAGAGCAAAUAAAGGAGGUGUUCAACAAGUACCAUGAAUUCACAAGAGGUCACAUGAAUCCUCUUAUGUAUUAUUUAUCCCCUGGACUAGUAACAUACGAGGGUGACCAGUGGGCCAAACUCCGAAGAAAGAUGAUCAAUCCAGCCUUCAGUCUGGAUAAACUCAAGGCUUUGAUUCCAACAUUUGCCCAGAGCUACAACGGCAUGAUAAGAGAAUGGGAAAAGAUGGUGUCUUUAUCAGAUGAUGGAACAAGUGAAGAAGUGGAUGUAUGGCCUUGGUUUUCAAACAUGUCACGUGAUGUGAUUUCGAAAGCGGCAGUUGGAAGUAGCUACGAAGAAGGCAGACAAAUAUUCGAUCUUAUAACAGAACAAACUCAACUUGUCUCGUAUCACCAACACAGAUAUUACCUUCCGUUUUGGAGGUUCGUACACGCCAAGGACAAAAGAAGGAUGGAGGGAAUUGAUAGAACUGUGAAUGAAUCACUGAAGGGUAUUAUCCAGAAGAAGGAGAAAGCCCUCAAAGCUGGUGAAGCCACAAAGAAUGACAUAUUGGGAAGACUCAUAGAAUCCAAUCUCAAAGGCACUACUGAAUUGAGUAUGAUGGAUUUGAUCGAGGAAUGCAAGUUGUUCUACUUUGCAGGCCAAGAAACAACUUCCACUUUCCUUGUUUGGACUAUAAUGCUGUUGAGUAGACACCUUGAUUGGCAAACACGUGCAAGGGACGAAGUUCUGCAAGUUUUUGGCAAACAAACACCAGAUUUUGAUGGGCUAAGUCGCCUCACGAUUGUGAACAUGAUCUUAUACGAGGUUUUGAGGUUAUAUCCACCAGCAACAUAUACAGACAAAUUAGCUGAGAAAGACAUGAAACUUGGGAACUUAUAUGUACCUGCUGGAGUUCAAAUUUACAUACCACUACUGAUGCUUAAUCAUGACCAAGAGACGUGGGGGAGUGAUGCCAAGGAAUUUAAACCAGAGAGGUUUCGUGAAGGAAUCUCGAAGGCAGGGAAAGGGAAUUCCGUUGCAUUUUUCCCGUUUGGAUGGGGCCCUCGAAUUUGCAUUGGACAAAACUUUGCCUUGUUUGAAGUUAAGACGGCUCUCUCUUUGAUUCUGCAGCGCUUUUGGUUUGAGCUUUCUCCCUCAUAUUCUCAUGCUCCUUCCCUUGCCAUGGCUAUGAGGCCAAAGCAUGGGAUUCAUGUCAUUCUACACAAACUCGAAUCAUAA